AUGGUGUUCCCCCAGCUUGCCGCCAAUAAGAACCCCCUGGCCACAAAACGCAAGCUCGUCUACAAACAGGAUCCCGACGGCGUGUUCCGGCUCCAAAAGAUCGACAACCGCCCCGUGACCCUGCGCAGACCGCUGGACCCGGACGACGACCUGGACAACGAGCUCCACGAGUGCCCCUAUACCCCAGUGGCACCGGCGCUGCCACCUCAACAGCAGCCAGCGGUCGAAUCACCCCCUACUCUGCCUGAAGCCAGUCCCACCCUCACGAAAAAAGCCCCCAUGAUGCGCAAGCCCUACUACACCACCAAGGUUAUCCCCGUGGGCAAUGGCUAUCGAGGUCGCCCCGAGCCGCCGGUGAUGAUGGAGCGGGCGCCUGGAGCGCCGCUCCCUGGGGGUCCAAUGGGUCACGCCCCGCCGCCGCCAAUUACUGGCGACGGAGUCGAUAGCAUCGAAGAACAGGAAAUGCUCGAAGAGGAAGCCUACAUGCAACAACAACAGCAAUUGCAGCAGCAGCAAGACGGACCGUGGUGGACGAGGUUGGGCGCCAUGUUUAGGCGAUCGCAAUCGCAAGUUCAGGACCCAGGGGUGCCGCCACUGCCGGACCAGGCGCUGCAGAUGACGCGCUUCAACCUCACGCUGUUUGCCAUUGGCUUUUGUUUACCGUCGCUCAUCUACGUGUUCCACUCGCCGCUCAUGCGGUCGUGUGUGCUCAUUCUGGCGAUCUUUAUCAUGAUCGGGCUUAACCAGGUGUUAGCUCCACACCGCAUGGUGCCCUAUGCGCGCAAUUACUGGCGCCAGCGCCGUGCCGCUCAGGGGACGGCGGCGCCGGUGAUGAUGGACGACGACGGGCCCGAGUCGCUCAUGGAGUACGGUGACGAUGAAUACCUCGUUGAUGAGUACGGUAACAUCCUCGACGGUUAUUACGACGAGUACCCCGACCCGGACACGCCGUCAAUUGCCUCGUCAGUUGACACCUACGGGUAUCCCACCCGGCGGCGCGCGCUGCACCAACCGCCAAUGGCCCGACAACUGCCGGUAGCCCGCCACCAUGUCCGCGCCGAACUGGUUCCGGCCGACAUGCACGUGUACCCCCCUGGAGGUAGGGUACCGCCAAAGCGGAACUAUCCUCGAGAACGGCUCAAUCUGCGCGCCGACGGCGCCCUCCCGUUGCCAGAAAACACUACAUACCACCAACGAGAGGUGCUUCGCCAGCGUGAGAUUGAGCGUGACCACGAGCGCGAGCGUGAGCAAGACAUGCGCCACAUGGACUUGGCCAACCGGGUGAUCAAGGUGAAUCUGAUUCAUAAGAAGCCCACCAUCUCUAAGGAUUUGCCGAUGCCGCCUCACCAUCACGUUAGUGAAGUCCCAUUGAUGAACGAGGUGCGGAACCUUGAUCGCGACGACGGCGACACCAUGGGCUUGCAUCGCAACAAUACCGUGGGCUCAAAGCGCAGUAUUUUGGGAACGAGAGCAAACUACAACCGCUUCAUGGCCAACGUCGACGACUAUUAA
Molecule: messenger RNA, 1512 nt
Organism: Diutina rugosa
Lineage: Eukaryota; Fungi; Ascomycota; Pichiomycetes; Serinales; Debaryomycetaceae
Exons: 1
Coding region: 1-1512 (503 amino acids)
Source: RefSeq, a predicted model, not a curated record